AUGUCUUCACCAAUCGAUUCCACGCCAGCCAAUAGCGAGAUUUCCGAACAGUCAUCCGGCAGUGAAGACUACGCCCUUGACAAAGAAAUCUCCCUUGACAAAAUCAAAUCUGCCGACGAGGCAUUGGCGAUAAUCCAAGGCAGUGGAUUCUUCGACCAGUCUCUCUACUCGUUUGUUGUCCUUACCUCGGUGGAUCAUGAAAUUUCAAUUGAUCUUAAAACUUCUCGACGCAAAGUUCCCCCGUGUUCGAAAAGGAUUAUUCUCCCAGAGGAAAGUUAUAACACUGAAAAUGCCAAAUUAUACCGAUUCAGCCCCGCAUGCGUGGUUUGUCCAACAGCUGACCCGUUGGAAUAUCAACGGUCAACUUAUGCCUGA
This is a messenger RNA of Penicillium roqueforti, 375 nucleotides long. RefSeq lists its product as uncharacterized. NCBI's taxonomy places the organism in Eukaryota, Fungi, Ascomycota, Eurotiomycetes, Eurotiales, Aspergillaceae. The coding region runs from base 1 to 375 and encodes 124 amino acids. The transcript has a single exon. The record is from RefSeq and is a predicted model, not a curated record.